AUGCUUCCGUCAAAAUAUCGGUCAACUCAGUCAUUUAAGUCACCAGGUGGUUGCAAACUCCUGCCUCUGGAGUCGCCUUGGCGACAGCCGGCCAGUGUGCGACAUGCACGUGCAGUCUAUUUGCUUCCUGUUUCUCCCCUCUUGCAUACAAUCUUUCUCAUUCCCUCUAUCCGGCUCUCUUGUUUGUUCUCUUCUCCUCUCUCUGCCUCUGUCUGUCUGUCUGUCUGUCUCUUUCUGUCCGUCCAUCCGCCUGUUUGUUGGACGGCUUAUGAGUUAGCAAUGGCCGGAUUAAAUCUAUCAGACAAGAAUGGAGCGCCUACUUUCAUUAUCCUCGUCCGCCGAGUUUGGGGCGAGUAUGCCAUGAUGGAAGGCUCUCCGAAGGUCCGCACACCCCUCGGCCCCUCGGCCAGAUGUGGAUAG
Molecule: messenger RNA, 420 nt
Organism: Protopolystoma xenopodis
Lineage: Eukaryota; Metazoa; Platyhelminthes; Monogenea; Polystomatidea; Polystomatidae
Source: the annotation of a GenBank genome assembly